CAUCCAAGCGCUGCAGCUGCCUUCUUUCUCUUGCUUGGCAUAUCGUGGUGUUCUGCCCUGCCGAUAUCCAUAUCAGACGAAGACGACAGCGAUGAAUUCACGAGGGAAAAAUUCGAGUUAGCAGAGCGCUAUCUAAAGAGGCAUUACAAUCUCCAGUCCAACCCGGCUGGGAUACAGAGGAAGGCAGGUGAUACAGUCACAUCCAAACUUCGAGAAAUGCAGGCGUUUUUUGGAUUGGAAGUAACGGGCAAGCUCAACGAAGAGACGUACGAACUAAUGCAACAGCCGCGGUGCGGUGUUCCUGAUAUUGGGCAAUACAACUUUUUCCCUCGAAAGCUGAAGUGGCCUCACACUAAUAUAACAUACAGGAUUCUAAAUUACACCCCUGAUCUGAAAAAGUCUGAAGUCGACAGAGCAUUCAAGAAAGCGUUCAAGGUCUGGUCUGAUGUGACGCCACUCAACUUUACUAGAAUUCACAGUGGUACUGCUGAUAUCAUGAUUUCUUUUGGAAGGAGAGAGCAUGGCGAUUUCUAUCCCUUUGAUGGACCUUCUGGGCUAUUGGCUCACGCUUUCCCUCCAGGGCCAAAUUUUGGAGGAGAUGCUCAUUUCGAUGAGGACGAGCUGUGGUCAACAGAUUCCAAAGGAUAUAAUUUGUUUCUUGUGGCUGCCCACGAGUUUGGUCAUUCACUGGGACUUGAGCAUUCCAGAGACCCAGGAGCUUUGAUGUUUCCAAUUUACACAUACACGGGAAAUAAAGGCUUAUUGCUUCCAGAUGAUGACGUACAAGGGAUCCAGAUUCUAUAUGGUGCAGGAGACCACGACCCCCAUCCCGAUCACCCCAAAACGCCUGAGAAAUGUGAUGCAAACUUGACGCUAGAUGCUAUCACGGAGCUUCGAGGAGAAAUGGUGAUCUUCAAGGACAGGUUCUUCUGGCGCCUACAUCCUCAGAUGGUUGAGGCGGAUUUGGUACAAAUUAAGUCGUUUUGGCCAGAAAUCCCAAGCAAGAUUGACGCGGCUUAUGAGCAUCCUACCAACGAUCAUGUGCUGCUUUUCAGGGGGAGGAAAGUCUGGGCGUUGAAUGCCUACGACAUAGUAGAAGGCUACCCUAAAAAGAUCUAUGAACUGGGCUUUCCAAGAUCUGUGAAGGGAGUCGAUGCCGCUGUCCACAUCAAAGACAGUGGCAAGACUCUCUUUUUCGCUGGAGAAAAAUACUGGAGUUAUGAUGAACAGAACCAAGUUAUGGAGAAAGGCUACCCUAGAUAUAUUGAGGAGGAUUUCCCUGGGAUUGGUCACCGAGUGGAUGCAGCUUAUGAGAAGAAUGGUUACAUUUAUUUUUUCAAUGGACCUCUGCAGUUCGAAUUCAACAUCUGGAGUGAAAGAAUUAUUCGGGUCUUGAACACCAACUCCAUUUUCUGGUGCUGAUUGCUCUGAAUCAGGUUCUGAACUGUGGG
This is a messenger RNA of Lacerta agilis (Sand lizard), 1451 nucleotides long. Its product is annotated as collagenase 3-like. Lineage: Eukaryota; Metazoa; Chordata; Lepidosauria; Squamata; Lacertidae. Gene Ontology annotation, biological process: collagen catabolic process; extracellular matrix organization; proteolysis. Gene Ontology annotation, molecular function: metalloendopeptidase activity; zinc ion binding. The transcript is spliced from 10 exons. Gene Ontology annotation, cellular component: extracellular matrix. Bases 217 to 1422 code for a protein of 401 amino acids. The record is from RefSeq and is a predicted model, not a curated record.